AUCACUGAUCGAUCGCGGUCGGUGAGAUGCGUUCAUGGCGUUCAUGGCGGUGUUCUUGCAGGUGAACAUCGUGAGGAUGAGCAGGCAGCUGCAGUUCUUUGCGGAGUACCACAGGAGAGGCUACGCGCGCUGGUCGGCACGGCGAGGGCACGGCGGAUCGUGAACGGCGUGCUCGUGCUCAUCACCCUCGGCGGCAACGACUUCAUGACCAACUACUACCUCGUCCCUUUCUCCCUUCGCUCCCAGCAGUUCGCCCUCCCCGACUACGUCCGCUUCCUCAUCUCCGAGUACAAGAAAAUCCUCCAGAGGCUGUACGACAUGGGGGCGAGGCGGGUGCUGGUGAUGGGGACGGGGCCGCUGGGGUGCGCGCCGCACGUGAUGCGCGCGGCGGAGCUGUUCAACCCGCAGCUGUCGCGCGCGCUGCAGGAACUCGCUGGAGAGCCUGUUCCCGUUGAGGAACACGUUGCAGAGCGCCGUGGCGGAGGCAAGGUCUCCCAGGAGCGCACCAGUGAGCGCAUUGAGGUGGAGGCUGAGCGUGUGCAGCGCCGUCAAAUCGUCGUGGCGGCAGAGGACGACGCCGACGCCGCGAUGGCAACGGCGGACACCGCGAGUCCGCGAGCUUUCCGACAGAUAGAGAGAGAUGAGAGAGCGGUGGUGGUGUGGCAGCGCGGCACGCGGCACGCGCCAUGGAAGUGUGGCCGUGGGCAACCGUAG
Messenger RNA from Oryza sativa Japonica Group (Japanese rice), 714 nucleotides. Its product is annotated as GDSL esterase/lipase At5g33370. Gene Ontology annotation, molecular function: hydrolase activity, acting on ester bonds. The record is from RefSeq and is a predicted model, not a curated record. NCBI's taxonomy places the organism in Eukaryota, Viridiplantae, Streptophyta, Magnoliopsida, Poales, Poaceae.